AUGUAUGGCGGGGAUGAGUACCCGCCUAUCCGUUCCUGUACCGUCCCUCCUUUCCCGGUCAAGCGCCGGACUGCCGAUUUCGACGACCACAACUUCGACGACGACGGUUCAAGACAUAAGAGAUACAGAUCUUCUCAGGAUGUGCACAGGGAUAUUGUGGGACACGGAGUUGGGAGUUGGUCGCAACAUCAUCAUUACCAUCAACAACAACCUGUUCAGGAAGGACGUGGAGAGGAUAUAAGGUUCAUGGCCGCUCGGGGCGUUCAAGAUCAACAAUACCGGCAUCAGGUUCACUUUCAUGCAGCGCCAUACCAUCAGCAGCAGCAGCAGCAGCAGCACCACCACCACCACCACCACCACCAUGCGCACCACCAGCAAACACAACCACGCUCCCGGUCCCCAGAACCAAGCUCAUGUUCCAUGGAGAGAACUGCAUCAGGCCACUCGAUCAGAGCCGAACCAACUCCAGCAGGUCCCGGCGGCGGCACCGAGUUAUUAGAGGAUGACAUAGCAGCAGAGAGGGUCAGGGCUCACAUGGUCAACUUCCGACGCAAGUUUCCCGACUCCAAGCACGAGCGCAUCCUCCGGAGCAUCAUCAACCCACGGAUAAACGCCGAAGACGAACUGGACAACGACUCCCUCGAAAGUAUCUUCUCCGCCGCCAACGAGAUCUUCUUCAACGGCCGUCUGAGCCAGCGGGUACGUUGGGACUGGUCAGACGAGUCAAGCACGCGGUACGACAGCCGGGUCAUCGGGACAACUGCUUUGCGAAGGGCACAUCCGACUACGAGGGGGUUUGAAACGCUCAUAGUGCUAUCGGCGCCUAUACUCAAACACUCAAAGUACAGCCGACGACUGCUCAUUUCGACGUUCCUUCAUGAGCUGAUUCACAGUUACCUGUUUAUCUGUCGCGGGUUCCGAGCGAGGGAGUGUGGCGGACACACCAAGGGGUUUCUUACCAUUGCAAAACUGGUUGACGACUGGGCGGGCCCGGAGAGUGCUCUCUACUUGAGCGAGGCGGAAGCAGACUUGGAGCGGUUUCGGAUAGGGGGACAACACCAUAACAGCAACAGGUCCCACGGCUGUGGACGGUUCGAACAGAGGGAGCACAGCUUUUACCCGUGCUCGGGGAUUAUGGAGCAACGAAGGGAUCAUGCGACGACCGUCGAUAUUAGGAGUCACAGUAUUACUCCUAGCAGUGGUAGUUCGCAUACAGCCGUCCAUGAGGAUUACUACCGCGGCAACAGGAGUAACAGCGUUGUCAGCAGCAACACCAGCAAUGCCAGCUGGUGGAUCCAGUCUGUCCCUGUUCCAUCUUUCUGUACUGUCGAGGAAAGGGGUUCGUUUAUACGUUUCAGUUGA
Messenger RNA from Sordaria macrospora k-hell, 1362 nucleotides. RefSeq lists its product as uncharacterized. The record is from RefSeq and is a predicted model, not a curated record. Lineage: Eukaryota; Fungi; Ascomycota; Sordariomycetes; Sordariales; Sordariaceae.